Messenger RNA from Oryza sativa Japonica Group (Japanese rice), 1547 nucleotides. RefSeq names its product altered inheritance rate of mitochondria protein 25. The record is from RefSeq and is a predicted model, not a curated record. Gene Ontology annotation, molecular function: phospholipid scramblase activity. Lineage: Eukaryota; Viridiplantae; Streptophyta; Magnoliopsida; Poales; Poaceae. Gene Ontology annotation, biological process: plasma membrane phospholipid scrambling. Gene Ontology annotation, cellular component: plasma membrane.
AAAAGCCCAUUCUUAACGUCGUGGAGCGUCGAAAUCCCAUUUCCUUUCAGCGACCGCACAGAAACCUUCUCUUCUAGAAUCCUCUAGAACCUCUUGACCUCCCCCGCCUCUGCAGUUCCCUCCGAUGAGGUGGCUGCCCCGGCUGCUCUCCCACGCCGCGGCGGCUGGGAGGGCCACGGCGAGGACCACUGGCAGCCAUGCCAGGGGAUCCAAUGGGUUCGCGAGCGGCCGCGGGGGCAGCGAUGGUGCGGUGGUGCCUCGGGAGUGGCUACGGAAGCUGUGGACCGAGGAGCUGAGGAGGCAGAGGGAUGCUGCGAGGCGGUGGGGGAGGCGCGCGGUCGCGACCACCGACGGCGGCGGUGCGGAUUCGUUCAGCGAUUUCGCCAGGGCGCCGUCGAGGAGCUACCAGCACGACGACCGGGACCUCACGCCCGUAGAGGCCAAACUAAAGCCUCUCCUCUCAAGGGCCAACCUCCUUAUCGCUAGGGACAUAGAAUGGGCAAAUAUUGUGUUGGCUUUCGAGCAGGAGAGUAGAUAUAUCAUAAUGGAUCCGCUCUUUCCUCAAUCACCUGUUGGUUUCAUUCGAGAGAAAAGCAAUGUCAUAUUUAGGCAGCUAUUUCGCUCAAGAAGGCCAUUUGUUGCAGAAAUUACUGAUGCUAUGGGCAAUGAGAUCUUCACGGUUCGACGGCCAUUUUGGCUUAUCAACAGUUCCAUUUAUGCAGAAGUGAAUGGCAAGGAGGUAGGCGUAGUCCACAGACGUUGGCAUCUCUGGCGUAGAAUUUAUGACCUGUACUUAGGGAAUAGGCAAUUUGCUGUGGUCGAGAAUCCUGGAUUUUGGAACUGGACCUUUACUCUCACUGAUGAGGAUGACAAUGUACUAGCCCAGAUUGAUCGUAAUUGGAGGGGAAUCGGUUUUGAGCUCUUCACAGAUGCUGGCCAGUAUGCAAUUCGAUUUGGUGAUGCAGGACUAAACCGUAAAUUUGGUCUCGCUUCAGAUAUCGAUGAACUGCAUGUUGUUCGCCAGCUGAGUUUACCUGAAAGGGCUGUUGCACUUGCUCUUGCUGUGUCUCUGGAUUGUGAUUAUUUUUCAAAGAGAGGUGGCUGGGGACUUCCUUUUCUUAUUGCCACAGAGUAGACGCAUAUGACCUACUACCAUUUUCAGCACAAGAGGAAAACCGAUGACCUUCACAUUGUUGAUUAGUGAAGAAACUUAAUGGGUCGACUAUUUUGCGCGAUUGAGAUCGUUACCGAAGCACGAAACGGUUUUUUGUGUCACUGCAUGUGCUCUGCUCACUUCACCUGUCUUCUAGUACGUGUGAAUUUCGAAAGCAGAUGUCACCCGAAGAAGUUUGAGCUUAACAUCCAACUCGAUUCCGUUUUGCUACAGUACAACUUGCAGCGAUGCAGUAGCUCUUCAUUAGAUGGAUCUUUCAGCUUUCAGGCUGCAACCUGUUUCAUCCUUAUGCCCUGUGGAUACGAAGCAAACCCCAUGUAUGAUGGAGACGUGCAUUGAAGUCUCGAUUUUACUGCAGGUCUCUGAGGUGCUA